AAUUAGGGUUGGAGAGAACCUACAGGGUGGUAGCUCUCCAGGAACAGGAUUGAGCAGCCCUGCCUUAACACAACCUUUUAAUCACACUUGUAUAGCUUGUUUUUCACAAAGGGGUGUGGGUGAAGGAAUUGUCUCCACCCAUUUUGCCUCAGUUUUGCUCCCACCGUAUUCUGUAGGUGAGCAACUUAUCUCUUUGUGGGAGAGAGCAUGAAAAGGAGAGAGAGGAAGCCAGAACAAAGGCAGAGUAAGCGAUAGACAUACAGACAACAAGAGCUCUGUGGAGGGAAAAGGGAAAGAGCAAGAAAUUAACAGGUGGUUCAUGAUUUGACUGUGGCAGCUGUUGAAGAAAAACUGUGAGGGGACUGAGGAACUGGGCUGUGCUCAGAGUGAAUACAGGUCAAACAAGUUUCUCCCCAAGCUACCUGUCUCGCUCUCAUAUAUUAAACCCACAACUACUAGGCAGGAAAAGGAAGCGCAAAACAGGUCUGCAGAAGAGAAGCUUUUGGGUUGUUUCAAAGUUUAAUCUCUAAAAGGAAUUUAAAGAUGCCCAGAGAGGAGCCACCCUAUUAUGGAAAGAAUGGUGAACCAAGAAAGUAUGACCCCUCUUUUAAAGGCCCCAUCUAUAACAGGGGCUGCACUGACAUUAUAUGUUGCAUCCUCUUCAUUAUAUGCAUAUUGGGCUAUGUUGCCGUGGGAAUUCUUGCCUGGUCUCAAGGAGAUCCCAGAAAGGUGAUAUACCCGACCGACAGCAGAGGACAGUUCUGUGGCCAGACAGGCACUCCUCUGGAGACGAAGCCUCUGCUGUUCUACUUCAAUAUCAUGAAGUGUGCCAGUCCCAUGGUGCUGCUGGAGUUCCAGUGCCCGACCACGCAGAUCUGUGUGGAGAAGUGCCCCGAUAAGUUCAUGACGCUCCUCAAAGCCCACACCAAUAAAGAGGACUUCAAAUAUUAUAAGAACUUCUGCAAGGAUGGACUGAAUGACCAAAUGAGUGCCCCAGACAUUUUGAUGUCUCGCCUGUGUCCUGCCAUGCUGAUACCGAGUAAACCCUUCACCCGCAGGUGCUUCCCUGCCCUGGGCCUGAAAGGAGGGAAGAUCACCGUGGGCAACGAGUCAACGUUCAACGAUGGUCAGGGGAAUAUAAGAAAUGCUGAAGACCUGGUGGCGGGUGUCAAAAAUGCCACCGUGGUCAUUGAGGCUCGUCAAGUGGCCAUGAAGAUCUUUGAGGAUUACACCCACUCCUGGUACUGGAUCCUGCUAGGAUUGGUGAUUGCCUUGCUCAUCAGUCUUCUCUUCAUCGUCCUCCUGCGCUAUCUGGCUGGGAUCAUGGUAUGGGUCAUGAUCGUCAUGGUGAUUCUGGUCAUUGGAUAUGGUAUCUUCCACUGCUCCAUGGAGUAUGUGAGCCUGAAGUCAGAGCCUGGUUCCAAUGUCACUCUAAAAGACCUGGGCUUCCAGACAGACUUCACUGUGUACCUACAUAUCAGGCAGACCUGGCUGGCCUUCAUUAUAAUUCUGUCCAUUGUGGAGUUAAUCAUUAUUCUGCUGCUCAUCUUCCUGAGGAAUAGGCUGCUCGUUGCCAUCGCCCUCAUCAAGGAGGCCAGCAGGGCCAUUGGCUAUGUGAUGUCAGCCCUGUUUUACCCUUUGUUCACCUUUGCCCUCCUGGCCAUGGUCAUAGCCUACUGGGCUGUUACUGCUGUGUUCCUUUCCACCUCCAAUCAGCCCAUUUAUAAGGUCUUCAACGAGACGGCUUGUGAAUACUCCAGGAAUACCUGCGCGCCUGCUAACUACAGCACCUCCAUUAUGAAAUCUCAGUGUCCAGAUUCUCAGUGUUUGUUCGCCUUUUACGGUGGCGAGACGGCCUACCACAAGUACCUGAUCGGCCUGCAGUUCUACAACGUCUUCCUGUUCUUUUGGUGUGCUAACUUUGUGACGGCGCUGGGUCAGAUGACGCUGGCCGGGGCCUUUGCCUCUUACUACUGGGCCUUUGUCAAGCCAGGCGACAUGCCUGCCUUCCCCAUAUUUGCAUCCUUGGGCAGAUCACUCAGGUAUCAUACAGGAUCCCUGGCUUUUGGCUCUCUCAUCCUUUCCAUUGUCCAGAUUAUCAGGGUUCUUCUGGAGUACAUUGACCACAAACUCCAAGGAACCCAGAAUAAAAUCACCAAGUUCCUGCUGUGUUGUCUGAAGUGCUGCUUCUGGUGCGUUGAGAAAUUCAUCAAGUUCCUUAACCGAAAUGCCUACAUAAUGGUGGCGAUAUAUGGCAAGAACUUCUGCACAUCUGCCAGAGAUGCCUUCUUCCUUCUCAUGAGGAAUAUGAUCAGGGUAGCCGUCCUGGACAAGGUGACGGAUUUCCUGUUGUUCCUGGGCAAACUUCUCAUUGUGGGGAUUGUGGGGAUCUUUGCGUUCUUCUUUUUCUCUGGGAAGGUGAAAGCCUUUGAGAACACAGCCCCCACCCUCAACUACUACUGGGUCCCCAUACUGACAGUGAUGGUUUGUUCUUACCUGAUUGCGCACGGCUUCUUCAGCGUGUACGCCAUGUGUGUGGACACACUCUUCCUCUGCUUCUGCGAGGACCUGGAACGAAACGACGGCUCCGCGGCUAGGCCAUAUUACAUGUCGGCUUCGCUUCAUGACGUUCUGUUUGAGAACAAGGCUGUGGGGGAGACGGAGUCAAACAAGUCGUUACAGCAUCAGCCAGAAGACCAAGAGAUCCAGAUGAAACGCCAGCAGUUUCCGAGGCAGGAGAAAGAUGAGGACGUUUAGGGGUUAGAGUAGAAGCGAAGAGGCCGUUGACCAGUCUCCCCUACCCCGCAGAUCAAUGUUGUAGAAAUAAUAAUGCAUUGGACCAAUAAUGUUCAUUGGUUCGGGGCCUGAAUAUGGACAGCUGUGUCAACUGCUUGACCCAUUUCCCUACCUGCUCCUAAAGAAACAUUUAGUGUUUCUUAUUGUGAUAUUGUGCUCUUAAUGACUGGCGUAUGUAAAUAAUGGUUUUGUUGACUUGGAAAAAGACAACUAGAUAUGAACGUUUACAAGCAAUGCUAGGGAUUUCAAUUAUGCUUUUUAUGAAUGUGAAUGUUGAGUUUCUCCUCGAAGGAAAACUGAAUUAUGGAGGCUUUCUCUGUUGGCCGUCUUCACUGUGUUCCUAUUGUACCACUGCCACUGGCCAUAGGAAACUUGAAGCCAAUAAUGUGCCUACUAUACUGUCUGUUUUGUCAUGUGCAUAUAACUGUCUACCGAUAUAGUUUACAGUUGAACCACUCCACCAUAUGGUGCUCUUCAGUGUAACCAUAGUCAGUAUUACAACUAGCAAUGCACACUUGAUUUAGAAUUUCCAAUGAACUAAAGCCAUAUUAUUCUAAUUAUAUGGACACUAUAUACCCAGAAGUAUGUGGACAUCCCUACCAAUUAAUGAGUUGCCAAUUGCUCGCAGGUGCAUAAGAUCCAGCACAUAGCCAUGAAAUCUCCAUAGACAAACACUGGCGGUACAACGGGUAGGAUUGAAGAGCUUAGUGAUAUUAAAUGUGGUACUGUCAUAGGAUGCCACCUUUGCCACAAGCCAACUGGAAGUCCUGUAAUUGUGAGGUGGAAGCGUCUAGGAACCAGGACAGCCCAGCCACGAAGUGGUAGACCACGCAAACUCAGAGAAGGGUCACCAAGUACUGAGACACGUAGUGCGUAAAAAUCGCUUAGCUUUUGCAUCGAACACCACUUAGUGCCAAACUACCUCUUGAAGCAACAUCCGCAUGAGAACUGUGCUUCGUGAGCUUCACUGAAUGGGUUUCCAUGGCCAUGCAGCUGUACGCAACCCCUCACAUCAACAUGCCUAAUGCCAAGCGUAGGCUGGAGUGGUGUAAAUGUUGGACCGUUCGGUGCUUCGUACUUUGUUGGUUCACCCCCCCCCCCAAACGGUUGCCACAGUUUGGGGAAGACCCAUUCCUGUUCCAGCAUGACUGUGGCCCUGUGCUCAAAGUGGGGUCCAUAAAGACAUGGUUUGACAAGGUUGGUGUGGGGGAACUCAAGUGGCCAGCACGGAGCCCUGCCCUCCUUUGGGAUGAUUUGGAGUGGUGAUUGCCAAGCCAGGCCUUCUCAUCCAACAUCAGUGCCUGACCCCACAAAUGCUUUUAAUUUUUUUUGGCUGAAUGGACACUCCAGAGACACUCCUAAAUAUUGGAAAGCCUUCCCAGAAGAGUUGAGGCUGUUAGAACUGCAAAGGGAAGGCCAACUCCAUAUUCCUGCCCAUGGUCUUGGACGGGAUGUCAGAAGAACCUCAUAUAGGUGUGAUGUUUGGGUGUCCACAUACCUUUGGUCAUAUGGUGUGUAUAUAUUAAUAGCCAUGGCUAUAACGAUCUCCUCACGCACAGAAGCGUAUUUCUUAGUGUAACUUCUGAGUGAUGUUUUUCCUUCUGUAAAGCGGUGCAGUCAAACACCACCUUGCCUUGAAAUGUCUCAGCAAGAUCUGUUAGUUGCCCUUCUGGAAGACAGACUCCUGGACUGUAUGGGCAUAGACUCUCCAUUUCUUGUGCUGUAUGUCGGUAGUAAAUCUGCUCUUGAUUAAAUCUACCUGUUUCUUUAAUGUUCAUCUUUCUCUCAUUUUCUAUCUGCAUUAUAUUGGUGUUGAUGGGAAACAAACUAAGGUAACUUUUCUGCCAAUUUGGGUUAGACUUAGGCAGAUAUUUACAGACAUCAGAUUUUUAAAAUUAUUUUGUUGUUUUGCAAUUUGCAUCUGUCCCUGCUUUUAAAUUUAACACUAACAGUGUUUACAUUUUUACUAUUAUAAAUGAGUUCAUAUU
Esox lucius (northern pike) is the source of this 4784-nucleotide messenger RNA. Its product is annotated as choline transporter-like protein 2. NCBI's taxonomy places the organism in Eukaryota, Metazoa, Chordata, Actinopteri, Esociformes, Esocidae. The record is from RefSeq and is a predicted model, not a curated record. Bases 544 to 2757 code for a protein of 737 amino acids. The transcript has 22 exons. Gene Ontology annotation, molecular function: choline transmembrane transporter activity. Gene Ontology annotation, biological process: transmembrane transport; choline transport. Gene Ontology annotation, cellular component: membrane.